Juglans regia (Persian walnut) is the source of this 1445-nucleotide messenger RNA. RefSeq names its product zinc finger CCCH domain-containing protein 21-like. Gene Ontology annotation, biological process: cytoplasmic translation. Gene Ontology annotation, cellular component: cytosol. NCBI's taxonomy places the organism in Eukaryota, Viridiplantae, Streptophyta, Magnoliopsida, Fagales, Juglandaceae. Gene Ontology annotation, molecular function: mRNA binding; metal ion binding. Bases 206 to 1276 code for a protein of 356 amino acids. The transcript is spliced from 8 exons. The record is from RefSeq and is a predicted model, not a curated record.
GAUACUCCCAAGUCCUAACCCUCGUUCUCAACCCGUCCUCAGCCGAUUGCGGAAAACUCCGAGAAAAUCCGGUUAAAACCAUAAUCACUCUCUUGUUCAAACAAAUCUACCUCCAAAUAUUUUCUUUCCCUUUUGUUUUGUUUUCGAUUUUCUUAUUUUCUAAAGAAAGGAAUUCCCGGUUUUCUUUUUAUAUAAAAGUUUAAGCAUGCCGCCGAAGCAGCAACCGAAGACCGACUUGGCGAAGAAGCAGAAGGUCGUGGAGGACAAGACCUUCGGGCUUAAGAAUAAGAACAAGAGCAAGAAUGUCCAGAAGUAUGUCCAAAACCUCCAGCAAUCGGUCCAGCCCAAACCCGACCAGACCAAAGCUGCCGCGAAGAAAAAGAAGGAGGAAGAGAAAGCAAAAGAGAAAGAGCUGAAUGAUCUGUUCAAGAUUGCGGUCAGCCAGCCAAAAGUUCCAGUCGGUGUUGAUCCAAAGUCUAUAUUAUGCGAAUUUUUCAAGGUGGGACAGUGUACCAAGGGUUUCAAAUGCAAGUUCUCACACGAUCUCAAUGUCCAGAGGAAGGGUGAAAAGAUUGAUAUUUACAGUGAUAAACGUGAUCAAGAAACAAUGGAGGAUUGGGAUCAAGAGAUGCUGGAGAAGGUGGUGGAGUCAAAGAAGACCGAGUAUAACCAGAAUAAACCAACUGAUAUUGUUUGUAAGUACUUUUUGGAAGCAGUGGAAAAGAAACAGUACGGUUGGUUUUGGGCUUGCCCAAAUGGUGGCAAAGACUGUCACUACAGACAUGCUCUACCUCCUGGAUAUGUUUUAAAAUCUCAAAUGAAGGCACUUCUAGAGGAAGAGACUGAAAAAAUUACAAUUGAAGAAGAGAUUGAACAUCAGCGUGCUAAAGUAGCAACCACUACUCCAAUGACUACUGAGCUGUUCUUUCAAUGGAAGAAGAAAAAGAUAGAAGAAAGAGAUGCUGGCUUGGCUGAACAGCAAGCAGAUAGGGCUAAGAAUGACCGCAUGAGUGGUCGGGAGUUGUUCCUUUCGGAUGCUAGCUUGUUUGUGGAUGAUGCUGAGGCAUAUGAAAAGUACCAGAGAGAAGAACUAGAGGCUGUUGAACAGAAGGUUAAAGAUUACUCAGCAGCAGGGGAACCAAGCAUCUCAACCAAUACUGUUGCUGAUCCUGAAGAGGACGGUACUCUUGAUGAUGAUGAUGAUGAUGAGCUGGACAUGGAUGAGUUGAAUGAACUUGAAGCAAGUUUGUCAAGAACAUCUAUUCAAAUUGGUUAGUCAGGUAUUGACACGUAAUCUAGAGAGAGAAAGUGUGUGUGCGCCUGCGCAUGUUGGCGACCUGCCAUAGCUUUUAAUGAGAGAUUUUGUACUUGGUGUGUCUGGUUUAACCGUGACCUGGGGAAAUAAGCUAUUUUUAUAAGCAGCAGGGAUAAUGCAUGUUAUGCAA